This is a messenger RNA of Xenopus tropicalis (tropical clawed frog), 1596 nucleotides long. RefSeq names its product vomeronasal type-2 receptor 26-like. The transcript has 4 exons. Gene Ontology annotation, biological process: G protein-coupled receptor signaling pathway. NCBI's taxonomy places the organism in Eukaryota, Metazoa, Chordata, Amphibia, Anura, Pipidae. Gene Ontology annotation, molecular function: G protein-coupled receptor activity. Gene Ontology annotation, cellular component: membrane; plasma membrane. The record is from RefSeq and is a predicted model, not a curated record. The annotation marks the transcript as partial.
AUGGGGGAGAAGGUGGAUAUGGGGUGCUUCUUCCACAGCAUGGGCUACAAAAUGGGGCCUUUUUUAGCUCGGUAUCAGCAAAUCCGCACCUUCCUCUUUGCUAUUGAUGAGAUCAACAGGAACCCGGAUCUGUUACCCAACAUCACCCUGGGAUACCGUGUAUAUGAUUCCUGUGGGGAUCCCCGUCUCGCUAUAGGGAGUGCCCUGCAGAUAUUAUCUGGCCCUGGGAAUGUGGUGCCUAAUUACUCCUGUAGGGGCAAAGGGGAAAUUGCUGGAUUUAUUGGAGAUCAGUCCUCACUCACAUCCCUGCCUAUAGCCCAGCUGCUGGGUGUAUAUGGAUACUCACAGAUCAGCUAUGGCGCCACAGACCCUACACUGAGUGACAGAGAGAUGUUCCCAUACUAUUUUAGUGCAGGGCUGAGUGAUGAUAUUCAGCACAUUGCUGUGGCAGAGCUGGUGGAACAGUUGGGUUGGACCUGGGUGAUCAUUGUGGCCACCGAUAAUGAAAGCGGAGAGAAGCAGAGUCAGAACCUUCAAAAUGAGAUCAGCAAACAUGGCGCCUGUGUUGACAUCAUUAUCUUUAUUACAGAAGAUGAUGACACAAAUAAGAGACAUUUUGAAAGAAUCCGAAUAUCAACUGCUGAGGUUAUUGUCCUGUGUGGGACACCGUCUGAUUCAGUUCUACUAUCACUAUGCACUCGGGAGUCACUGAUUCAUGAAAAGACUUUGGUCAUUACAUUGUCAUGGGAUAUGGAAAACUGUUUCAAAUGUGAAGACACUGAGUGGCCAAAUCAGGAGAAGACCCUGUGUAUUGAGAGACAAAUAGAAUUUCUUUCCUAUGCUGGUGAUCCCCUAACUCUAAUCUUUAUUAUCUCAUCUGUAAUCCUUUUUAUAAUAGCAGCAGUUAUACUGGGAAUCUUUAUUUCAUUCCGAGACACCCCAGUAGUGAGAGCCAAUAAUCACACUCUGAGCUUUAUUCUCCUUGUCUCCAUCAAGCUGAGCUUCCUCUCUGUGUUUCUGUUCCUCGGUCGCCCUGUGGAUAUAACCUGCAUGCUCCGGCAAACCUCCUUUGGGAUCACCUUCUCCAUAGCUGUGUCUUGUGUCCUGGCCAAGACUCUCAUGGUUUCCAUUGCAUUCAAAGCCACCAAGCCUGGGAGUCCCUGGAGAAAAUGGGUUGGGGUAAAACUGGCAAAUGGGAUUGUUUUUAUUUUUUCAUUAAUUCAGUCCCUAAUUAGUGUUAUCUGGUUGGUCAUUGCACCCCCUUUUGUAGAGCAAAACACACAUUCUGAACCUGGAAAAAUCAUCAUUCAGUGCAAUGAGGGCUCAGUAGUUGCCUUCUAUAUUGUCCUCUCCUACAUGGGACUGUUGGCAUCUGUGAGCUUCAUUGUAGCUUUCUUGGCUCGGAGCUUACCGGACAGUUUUAAUGAGGCCAAGUACAUCACUUUCAGCAUGCUGCUCUUCUGCAGUGUUUGGAUCACAAUGAUCCCGGCCUAUCUGAGCACCAAAGGCAAAUACAUGGUGGCAGUGGAAAUAUUUGCCAUCAUCUCUUCAUCCUGUGGCCUUCUCUUCUGUAUAUUCCUACCCAAAUGUUACAUU